AAUGACCCUUUUCUGUGGAACUUUCAAUUUAGGAGAUCUAAAGACAGAUUCCAACAACACCGGAAGUAGAUUGACAGUCAUCUUUUUUAAUUUUUUGUCAGAAACUACAGGAAAUGGGUUUAUAGCACGAGAUAUUGAGUUUCAGAACAUGGCAGGGCCACAAGGAGCACAAGCCGUUGCACUAGCUAUAGCCUCAGAUCGCGCCGCUCUGUAUAGUUGUAGCAUUUCCGGUUACCAGGAUUCGCUGUACGCAGUCUCCCUUCGCCAAUUUUACUGCGAAUGUGACAUAUACGGUACCAUAGACUUCAUUUUUGGGAAUGCUGCUGCUGUAAUCCAAACUAGCAAUUUGAUCCUUCUCCAACCAGCUGAUGGAGCAUACAACUUGAUCCUGGCAAAUGGGCGGACCGAUCCAGGGUAAAACACAGGAAUCUCUAUCCAAACCUGCAGGAUUACUUUCAGCUCAGAUUUUUUUCCUAUUAGGCAUUCCUACAAAUCAUAUUUAGAGAGGCCCUGGAAACCGUAUUCCAGGGCGGUUGUGAUGGAAUCAAAUAUUGGUGAUGCAAUUGCACCGCAGGGAUGGAUUCAGUGGCCAGGGGGAAGUUUUUCUUCCAUUUCAACGCUAUACUUUUCUGAAUAUGUAAAUACAGGCCUCGGAGCUAGUACUUAUGGGAGAGUUAAUUGGCCUGGUUUUCAUAACAUUGAAGUAAUAGAAGCCUACAAAUUCACUGUUGAUUUCAUUGAUGGAAUGGGUUGGUUGCCCGAUACUGGAGUCCCUUUCUUGCCUGGUCUCGGUGGUCCAAUUGCGGCGGACUAUAGCUUGAAUUAAUACAGUCUAGAAAUAAGUAA
Olea europaea var. sylvestris is the source of this 846-nucleotide messenger RNA. RefSeq names its product probable pectinesterase/pectinesterase inhibitor 54. Gene Ontology annotation, biological process: cell wall modification. NCBI's taxonomy places the organism in Eukaryota, Viridiplantae, Streptophyta, Magnoliopsida, Lamiales, Oleaceae. The record is from RefSeq and is a predicted model, not a curated record. Gene Ontology annotation, molecular function: pectinesterase activity; pectinesterase inhibitor activity. The transcript has a single exon.